Messenger RNA from Monosiga brevicollis MX1, 825 nucleotides. RefSeq lists its product as uncharacterized. Gene Ontology annotation, biological process: ubiquitin-dependent protein catabolic process. The coding region runs from base 1 to 825 and encodes 274 amino acids. The transcript has 5 exons. Gene Ontology annotation, molecular function: protein-N-terminal asparagine amidohydrolase activity. Gene Ontology annotation, cellular component: nucleus. NCBI's taxonomy places the organism in Eukaryota, Choanoflagellata, Craspedida, Salpingoecidae. The record is from RefSeq and is a predicted model, not a curated record.
AUGGUGCUCUUGCGCGAUAAGAAGCCCCUCGAGUGGACCAUUGACCAGCUAGCUGAGCGCGGCCUGGAUGACACUGUGCGCUUCUUGUAUUCGUCGUACGCCACGACUUGUCUGCUACUGACGCUCUAUCAUCGACCGCAGCGACGCGGCGUGCUGGUGCACUUUGAUGGCGCCGGGCGCUCGUUUUUGGACGAUGUGCUCGCGGAACUCGAGUAUGAUGAUGAGGAUGAGCCUUUGGAAGCCGGCAUCAUUGGUGGCUUCAACGACGAAGGUGGCUAUUCUAUUCAGAACUUUGAGGCUUUGAUGGAGGAUAUGCAAGGACACGAAGCACGGUUUGAACUCCGUAUUGUUCGGGCGUGUGCCUCAAACAACCGGGUAGCCUCUGCGCCCCACCCACUGGCUGUCAAAAUGGGUCUGGAAGACGACUUGCAACGGCCUCGUCAUACCAGUGCGGCCUUGGACGUGCGGACAGGUCAAAUCCUGGCCGUCACGCUCGUAGAGCCUGAUGUCGCCGCUGUAUCCUCGGAAAAUCUUCUCCGAGACAUUCGCUGUCUCACAAACUGCAACCGUCUGUCCAACUGCUACAAUCAAGAUAUUGAUUGUUAUGUCAUCGAACCGUGGGAUUAUCGACCGUGGAAUCCGGUGUUGUAUUUGACUUUGCCGCGAGCCGAGCUCGCUCUGCGGCUGUCCACAUCUCCCUUUGCCGAGGAUGACAACUUUAGCGCCCGGUUGCAAAAGUCCCUGUACUACAUGCAGCAGCACCUUGACCCCUUUGCACAUGGUGCCAUCCGCUUUCCUCGUCUCAGCACGGCCGCCUCCUCGUAG